Molecule: messenger RNA, 10540 nt
Organism: Camponotus floridanus (Florida carpenter ant)
Lineage: Eukaryota; Metazoa; Arthropoda; Insecta; Hymenoptera; Formicidae
Gene: kon
Product: chondroitin sulfate proteoglycan 4
Exons: 12
Coding region: 1502-8548 (2348 amino acids)
Source: RefSeq, a predicted model, not a curated record
GUAACGGGACGCGUUUACACCGGCAUUCUUCCAUGUUAAACUGUCCGAUAUACCGCACCAUUAAUAUUUAUAACAGCGUUAUCAUCAAACUUCAUCAUCGUUUGCCCAUUGGGGAUCUAAAUGCGUCGUCGUUGCAAAGAGAAAUCCUAAAACAGCAUCCCUGUCCGCCCCGUAGUUCGCGUCGCCGCCACCACUGGCCGAUAGGCAAGCAAAGCACAGACAGGCCAGGGGUGCAGGAACGAGCGGGGUCGACCCUGCGCGCAGCCUCCCCAGUCCACCCCGAAGAUUCAGUCGUCGUGCGACAGAGGAGGGCCGAGGAGCGCCCGGUCGAAGCGUCGACGAGGUCCUCUCUCCACUCUCUUCGUCUCCUGUUUCCGCACGCGUAUCUCUUUUUAUCCGUCUCGCGUUCGCUCUGUCUGGACCAAGAGCCGAAAGCGACCGAGUCCCUCUUUGUCUUUUUUUCCCUCUCUUUCCCCACCUCUCUCUUUCUCUCUCUCCUUCAUCUCCCUCGCGAGCCGCGAGUGAAAACGAGCCGGGCAGCGCCGCGCCGACCUUCACCAUUUUGGUACACGCAGCACGCGCGACGCACGUAAAAGCUGUGUGUGCGAUCCUCGUCCGGCGAAGGAAAGCCGCGAGAGGAACUCGCCGAAUUUUGCCGGAAUGCGCGCGGAGCGGCCGAUCCGCUGCGUGAAUUCCGUGACGAAACGUCGACGAUGCCGGUCUGGGGGCUGCUAGCCUCCCUCAACUCCGCCUCUCGUUUCUGUCACUCCAUUCGUCUCGUUCGCUCUCUUUUUCUCUCUAUCACGCAGCAAAGGGUGGGUGGUGAUACGCCGGUGGCAGUGGCGGCAGUAGUGUGUGGAUGCUCGCACUGGUGGGUGCUCUCUAGUGUGUGUACUAGAAUUCGACCGAAUCGGUGUGGUGGUGCACCAUAACGCGAAAACGACCGUAGGAAAUACGUGCAAAACGAGAUGCCAGCUUCCGUGACAUUCGUGCCGCAUCUUGGGAGAUACGUCAUCACGCGAAGACUAGGUUCGUGGGAGCGUUCGUCGGUUUUACACUUUUCUACUAAAUCAGCCCUUAACGUCCCCACGGAUCCACCGAUCUAUGAUCGAUAAGCAUCUGUGGAGAAGUGUCUCAAUUCGAACGUCGCCAUCGUGAUUCGUUUGUCUCGAUAUCGAGAUAUCGAACGUCCCGCGGAGAAGCGAGAGAGAAGAAUUCCGCAAUGUGCGUGACGGGGAAGACAUACGAGCGAGAAAUGGAUGGGAAAAGUACGUUCGAAUCUUAGCCCGCUCUUGCCCGUAAAUAGCGUUUUGUAACCCCCGUCACGUGAAAUCGAUAUCCCUUAAGAGCCGGUCCGUGAGGUCGUCCGUCAGACCGGUGCUGCCUGUUUCGCCCCGUGGAAGUGGAAGAGUGGAGAGUGGGUGCCGAGUCUGCGGGGAGCCUGCGGGGAGCCUGCGGGAGAAGGCGGACAGGAACGGGCUUUGGCUGAAUAAAAGAAGAGAUGCACAGGAAAAGGCCAGCGUUCCUCAACGACAUGGGACUGCUAAUGUUCUUAGCAGUAACAGCCUCUCUGUUGGGUUAUUGCCAAACAGACGAAAAAGUGUCGUUUUACGGAGCGAGCUACAUCCAUCUUCCGGUUCAAGAGGCCAAGGGUGCUACUGACAUCAGUUUCCGGUUUCGAACUCAUCUCGCCGAUGCUAUGCUGCUAUUGGCUGCUGGCAAGACGGAUUACUGCCUGAUCAAACUCGAAGCCGGCAGAUUGAAGGUUCACAUUAAUCUAGGCGCAGGCGAGAACGAGAUGGCGAGCGCUCGCGGAUUGACACUAAACGACCUCAGUUGGCACGAGGUCAAUUUGACGAGACGUGAGGCCAACAUCAGCCUACAGAUCGAUGUCAUACAUACAACGAGGUCGCAACUACCGGGUCGCUUCUUCGAGCUGAACAUACACUACGGCGUUUUCAUCGGGGGACAAGGCUAUUUCAACGAACUAUUUCUAGGACACACAGAUUAUCUGAGAGGAUGCAUGGCUGACAUAAUCUACAAUGGCGCCAAAGUUAUAGAAUACGCCAGGUCGAGGAAGGGCCAGUCGGAGGCAACAGCCGUAACGUGGGGUUGUUCACCGGAAUUCGACGCCACGAGAAGCACGGAAGUCAGCUUCGUCGAGGACGGCGCCUUCGUCGCCAUUCCGCGUCCCAUUCCGCGCUCCGGUUCAAGAUGGGAAUUCGAGCUGAAGACUAGCGCCGAGAGCGGCUUAUUACUCUACAAUACCGGGCAGUCAUCCUACGCCGAUUUCCUCGGUAUCGAGCUGUUCGAGGGUAAGAUACGAUUGCUGAUGAACAAGGGAAACGGUCCAACCGAACUAAUACAUGGCACCGCGGUGGCUGACGGUAAAUGGCACAAUGUAAUCGUGGACUUCAAUCCGAGCGGUCUCGGUAUCGCCGUCGAUCAUCACGAGAAAACGAUGGCCUUGCCGUCCGGCGGCAAUCGUUUUCUCGAUCUAGCCGAUACCCUGUAUAUCGGAGGAACGGAGCUGAAUAAACGCGCUCGAGUUUUAAACAAGGGUCUCAGAUCCGGCGACGUGAGCUACAAAGGCUGCAUACGAAAUAUGAUUCUCGACAACAAGGAUCUCGGUUUACCGGACGUCAAAGUCAGCCAAGGUAUCGUCGUGGGUUGCGUCUGGGGAUACCCGUGCGUCGAGGCCGAUCCCUGCGUACCUGGUGCGUCGUGCGUGCAGCUGGGCGUCAACUCAUUCAAGUGCCACUGCGACCAGUCGCUAUGCAUCAAAUCGAAUUACGCCGAGGAUUACAAGAUCUAUUCGAAUGCCACCCUGCCUGUAAACUUAGAAAUUCUUUCGCUGAGUCCUCUGCUAGUUUCCGAGGGGGAGCACGUGCUAAUAACGAAUGAAAACAUCGCGAUGGUAUUGGACAUUGCUAAAUACGGCGUGGAAGAAACCGGUGUCGUAUUUACUCUGGUGACACCGCCAGUUUACGGAACACUGGCAUUAGAUGUUCUAACAUCCCGAAGCGAUCACUCCUUCACGUUGCAAGAUAUCAAUCAAGAUAAGAUACAGUACAUGCAUGACGGUAGCGAAACCACAGAGGACAGCAUGAUUCUGGAAUUGACAUUGGUGGCCGGGACAGGCUAUACUCUCCCAGGAUAUCUCCAAGGACACCUCAGAUUCCCUCUUCACGUCAAUGUCACACCCGUCAACGAUCCGCCGUUGCUCGAGAUACCGACCGCAAAAGUACUGCGUCUGGCCCAAGGCACAAGAAAAACACUGACUAAGGAAUUAAUAUGGGCUAUAGACGCCGACACUCCGUCGGAAAUGCUGAUCUAUACAGUUUUACGAGCGGAUACCGACGCUGGACACAUCGAGAGAGUUACUUAUCCGUUUCGACCUAUCGACACGUUCACACAGGCUGAAUUAAUGCAAGGCCUCAUUGCCUAUGUGCAUCGUGGGAACGCCAAACCGAAUGCAAUGUUGGGCUUACAAGUGAGCGACGGCGUCGAGAGUAGUCAGCCCGCGUAUCUGCGCGUAUCGGCUUAUCCGUUGCAAAUUAAAUUGACACACAAUACCGGUCUCGUUGUGGUGCAUCGUUCAUUCUCUUACCUGACACCGGCAAAUCUCUCGUUCGCCACGAAUUCGGACGACAAUACCAUCGAUAUCCGUUACGAUAUCGUUUCACCACCACAUUACGGUGUUUUACAAAAAUUGAGGGACAUCUCCAAUAGCUGGAUGAACGUCGAGCACUUUACCAGUCGGGAUAUGGAAAUGAACACUAUUCGUUAUCUUCAUAAUGUCGGUAGUCCUAAUCAGGACGAAUUUAAAUUCCAAGCGAGCGUGCGCGAAGUGAAGACGCAGCAAAUGUACGACUUCCGUAUUACCUUCAUCGAUCUUGAGCUGAAGGAAACCAGAAGGAUGCCUCUUAAUCUCACCGAUGUGUCGAACGUUAUUAUUACGAGCAACCACUUGAAGUACCAGACAAAUCCACUAGUUACAUCGCCAAAUAAGAUAGUCUUUACUCUUACAACGGGACCAAAAUACGGCGAUCUAUUUCUGUCCGAUCGUAAACUCGCGACAGCUAGUACUUUUACGCAAGAGGACAUCGAGGCUGGUAGAUUAAACUAUCGUCUAUUCAGACGAUCUUAUUCCGAGAUCUUCGACGAAAUAAUGUUCAAAGUUAAUGCACCUCAAUGCGUCGACAUAUACGCCAACUUGAAAUUCCGAUAUUAUCUCGGCAAGAACAGCAAACCGCUGGAGGGCGUGGAGAAUUUGAAAGUUGACGAAGGCUCGAAAGUACCUCUGAGGAUCACGCAUGUGAAUCCCAAGGAGUAUGGUGUAGCCUCUUUGAUGUACAAUCUUACAAUAAAACCGAAUCAUGGUUGGCUCUCCAUCGCGAAUAGCUCAAGAUCACAAGGACAAAAGAACGUCUCGUCUUUUACAUUCGAAGAUGUAUUGACACAAACGGUAUAUUACGUGCAUGAUGAUUCCGAAACGAAAGAGGACUCCUUUGAAUUUGUGGCGAUAUCUCUGGAUUCCGUCGACUUUAUGUACGUCGGAAAGUUUCGAAUUGAAAUCAUUAUGAAAAAUGACAAUCCGCCGGAGCGAACAAUUGAUAGAAUCUUUCAUGUUGUAUCAAAAGGAGAAAAAUUGAUAACGAAUAAGGAUCUCGCUUACAUAGACAAAGAUAUUGAUACUCAAACGAGCGAACUUAUUUAUACUAGAAGAGAUGCUCGGAAGAGCGGAAUAUAUAGGGUGACUAAUCCUUCGGUACAGAUACGCAAAUUCUCGCAACAGGACAUCGACGACGGUAUGAUACUUUUCCGUCACCAAGGGGAUGAACGUGAAAAAAUUGAAUUCGAUAUCACCGAUGGUCAUUUUUACAGGAUCGGCGCUCUUGAAAUUCAAGCUAGUCCACCUUAUAUCAAGUUGCACAAAAGUAACGAUUUAAUUGUCCAAUUUAAUAAAUCUGUGGUGCUCCGAUCGAAAGAACUUGAGAUAGAAACAAAUGUAUACACCACAGAAAAAGAUAUUAAAUACAAUGUAUGGGAGAGACCGAAGCAUGGUAUAUUGCUAAAGAAUAAUAGAGAGUCGAAUAGUUUCACAGAGGAUGAUUUAAAGCAUGGUAUUGUAUCAUACAAACAUCUAGGUAGUUCCUUGACACAAGACAGCUUCAGAUUUAAGGUGUUUGCUAAAAACGCGGAAGCUGACGGUACGUUCGUGAUCAAAGUCUAUCCGGAGAGUUAUUGGGAAUCGUUGAUCAUUCAAAACAACGAAACGAUAUUCGUCGAGGAGGCUACGAGUAUCCUGCUAAGUCGAAAGAGCCUCGAGAUAAUGCAUCCUAAAAUAUCGCCGACCGAAAUCGUUUAUUUCGUACGAGAAUGGCCGCAGAAUGGCUAUCUCGAUUUGCAAGCUCAUGACGAACACAGUGAGGAGAUGAAGGAAGAAUAUAGCGGAAACACGGUAAAACAGUUCGAGCAGAGUCUGAUAAACGAGGGUUGCGUCUUCUACGUUCAAUCGGUGAUUAAUCAGACGAGCGAUCGUUUCAUGGUAGAUGUUACCAAUGGUAUCACAUGGUUACGAGGUUUAAGUGUGAAUUUUGUGAUCGUGCCGGAAAAACUCUAUGUCGAGGCGAAGAGUUUCACCGUCGUAGAAGGCAAGAGCGUGAUGCUAAACGAAUCUGACUUCUCGGUCGUGACGCCGUAUUACGCCGGCAAAAUGACGGAUUACAGGAUAACGGAGAAGCCGCGACACGGAACGAUUCUUGACUCCACGAAGAAUACUCAAGUGAAAAAAUUCUCGCAGAAGCACUUGAAUGCCGGAAUUAUAUUAUACAAGCAUAACGGAGACGAAUUUUCGAAGGAUUCCUUCAGAAUGAUUGUCACCGCUGGUGAUAAGAUAAGUGAGCCGUUUGACGUAUCGAUCGUUGUUCAGCCUGUUAACGACGAAGUUCCUGUACUGGUGAACAAAACUAAGCUUAACGUUUGGCAAGGUGGAUCUAUUAUCUUGACGUCGACAAACUUGGCGGCUAUCGACAAUGACACCGCCCCGAACGAUAUAAUAUUCAAUGUUACUGGGGUGAGGAACGGAUAUAUCUCGUUGAUCACUGCACCCGAGGUGGACAUCUAUACUUUCACACAGAGUCAAAUUAACGAAUCGCAAGUGAUGUUUACACAUACGAACGGAUCUGAUGGAGAAUUUAACUUCGUAUUAAGCGAUGGCGUACACACGACGGAAUUUUACACAAUCUUAAUUACGACAAAGCCAGUUCGUUUAAAUAUUGAACACAAUAUGCCCCUUAAUGUCUUUCCUCUUACUAAGAAAUUAAUAUCAGACAAGCUCUUAUUAACGACGUGUUCCGACGAAGCGAGGGAGAUUAGAUACAUUGUGCGAAACGGACCCCAUUUAGGCAAAGUUAUAAUGGAGACAAGUGAAGGGAUAUGGCUUGAGGUCGAGCGAUUUACUCAGAAAGAUAUAAACAAUAGUAAAGUGAUUUAUGAGCAUACCAAGCAGUUCAUGGACCUAGCGGCCAAUGACUCUUUCAUAUUUGACAUCGAAACGCACUCCGCUGGAACUAUAACAAGUCAGAUUUUCCAAAUAAAUAUAUCAGUUUCGAGCGGUGGCCUGGACCGAUAUAUCUUUGUGAAAAACGUCAGAGUUGUGGAGGGUGGUUCCGCCGAAGUCGUCAUGAACAUUAGCGGCAUCGUAUCAUAUCUACAGAUCAACGCUGGGAUCGAGAAGCCGGCAGUAUUAUCAAAAUUAGUUCACCAGCCUAGUCACGGACAUGUGAUGCUUUUGCCGGAUUUGAAUGUGACUACUUUCAUGCAAACGCAGGUCGAGGGCGGGAAAAUCGCUUAUUAUCACGAUCAUUCAGAUACUCUAGAAGAUCGCAUUUAUUUCACGUUGUAUUUAACACCCGGUCACGUGUUACUUUGCAACAUCAGUGUUCCCGUUAUUAUCGAGCCAAUUAACGAUCAGCCUUUCAGACUCGUCACCAAUACUCCACACAUUAUGGUCGUGCAGAAUCAAAACCAGACCAUUACUCGGGAAAAUCUUUUAACCAUCGAUCCCGAUACUCCACCGCAGGAUAUUACGUAUGACGUGAUUACAGGACCGACGUUCGGCAGAUUACUGCUGUUACCUUUCGACCAGAAUAUAUCAGAAGUACGCCAAGUGGAGAAGUUCACCCAGUACGACGUGGAUUCCAAUCGAGUAGUAUACGAGCAUAAUGGAACGUUGCAGGCCGCUUCUUUCUACUUCAGAGUCUGGGACGGUGGUUACAGUCCGAUUUAUACCGUCUUCAACGUUCACGUUUUACCUAUACGACUGAAUGUGACGGUGCUCGGUCCGGUGCGUUUGCAGCAAGGUUCGAACGUGGCGCCCAUUUCAGAAAACGACAUAAAACUCGAUACGAAUGCACGUCAGGAUCUAGUGAUCUACGAGAUUACGACACAUCCGAAGUGCGGAGUAUUAUACGUGCGAGAUGGUGCCGCGGCAAUGUUCAAGCAGAGCGAUCUACUAUCAAAAAGCGUAGUGUUUAUGCAGACGAAUAUGACGGUGCCAAAUGACAGUUUGGAGUUGUCAGCGCGACUAAGCGGUUUCGUACAAAAACAUAUACGUGUCGAGAUCAAAGUUACGCCUCUCAUUAUCAUGAAUCCGUUGACGGCAUUAGCGAGUGAAAAGACUCGAAUAUCUUUGUAUCAUCUAGACGCAACUCCCCUGGCGAAGUUAACGACGAGCAAUCCAUUGUACACUAUCGUAAGAAAACCGAAGUUUGCCAAGAUCAAAAGAAUUAUCAGAAGCUCCUCGUCGUCCGGCGAGAAGAGAGGUACGCGCGAACGAGAGGUGAAUCGUUUCUCGCACCAGGAGAUUAUCUCCGGAGUGAUAUAUCUGGUAUGCAGAAAAAUACCAUCGAUAGACGGCGUCUCGGAUAGUUUCAGUUUCAUUCUUGCGGCUUCCAUCUUCCAGCCAGCCGUGGGUGACUUCGAAUUCCGUAUCAAGCUCGACAUCGACGACGAUAACAUCACCUUAGGCGGUCCUAUGGAUCCGGUCAGUCGCGAGGGCGAGAUGGCGAUCGCACCGAAUAUGAGCAAUGAUUAUCUUCUGAUUCUCGGCAUGUUGCUCGGCGUGUUUCUUCUCGGCGUGGUUGUAAUUAUUACGAUCAGAUGCCGGCAUAACAGAUACAAACACGCUGAAGAAGAGAAACCGGAAACCACUCCCGCUGUUGGCGUGAUGCCGCUUCCCAGACCGCCGGAUCAUCUGAUGCCUGCUACUCCGCAUUUGAAGCCUUUCGGUAACGAUCACAAUAGUGUAACAGCCAGCACACCUUUGCCAGUGUUGCCCUCAACGUUACCACAAUGUAAAGUGAUACCCUUGAGUCCUCUGGAAAGCGGCUCAGAAAUCGACGUAUCCGCCAGAUAUCCCUAUGGGGUGGCGGAUGGCGACGAAUGGAGUAGCUUCGACACUUCCGAUCUACCUUGCCAGUCGGCCACAACUCAAAGGACCAAGAAGAACCCGUUGCUGAGGAGGGACCAAUACUGGGUCUAGCAGGAAAGAAACACGUUGCGGUUUACGCGAAAAAAACCGUAGCGUCUCCUGGCGUGUUUUAUGCGAGAAUCGAGACUAUCGUGGAUAUCACGGACUUAAUGUGCCUAAGGAAAGUGAAAUCUACGACAGAAUUUAUGGAAAUCGCUCGUCGGGAUUUGAGAUUAUCGCGCCAGACAUAUAUACGUCGAGUAAUAGUGAGAUGACGUUCGAUGCUGUGGCGAGAAUUUAGUGAUGUUGGCAUGUGUUUCGGUGCAUCCGAUUAUAAUUGAAAAAAGGCGAAGAAACUCCUUGAUUGUGUAGGAAAUUUACGGAUCGAAAACGAUCGAGAAUUAUCGGUAAUUCCCGAUGCGGAAUAGUUCGCAGUGUCUCGUGUAUUAUUAGCCUAAAACGAUAUAAACAGGAAGCUAAAUCUCCUUGAAUGUCACGACUAUCGCCGCUAUCACGAGCUCAAUGUGCCUGAAAGAUGUCUGACUCUGCUGACAUUUUUUCCACUAAUCACAACGUCGAUUUUUCGUAUAUCUAUUCUAUGACCCUUCCUUCCGGCGGAUCGAAAUAAAUUUAAUCAUUAAAAAAGCAGAAUGAUUAUUCAUUAAAGACUUUUGCAAUCAAUUCAAUCUUGAUCUAAGAAUAAGAUCCGUCGAUUUACUGGCUCGUUUUAGAGUGCAGACUUUUAGAAAAAUACAUAUGACCACUUUUAUGUUCUUUCCUCUCCUUCCAUUUUUACACUUUUUGUAAAUUUAGAUCAAUAAGAUUGUUAUAAGAAUGGCAUUUAUCGAUUUUUGCUGUCGUAAAUUUCAGGUAAAAUCGAAGUAUUAAGGCUUAAAAAAAGGCGGAACUUUCGCUCUGUCUUAAGUUAUACAAAGAAAAUAGAAACGAGUAAUCAGGAUAAUACAAGAAUUUUUGUGACACUGUAUGAUAAGACGAUCAAAUGCGCACAAUGUAAUCGAGCGCUUGUAUGUUCCUGUUACUUGUCACUUGACGCAAAUGAAUGCAUUUAUACUAACUGUACUCGAGUUUGUGUGGACAUAUCCUUUUAUACCGCCAUAUAUUGUCCAAGUUAAACUUUUUUAUUUCUCUCCAAUAUGGAUCUCACAUACGGUCAUUUUAUUCCAUCGUUAUUCCGACUAUUUCGAUGUUGCUCGUACUAUGCAAGUAAAUAUAAAAUACUAGUUAAUAUUUGUUCGAAAUGUAAAAAAAAUCGAAUCGCCGCAACAAUCUUUUUGUGACAACGUAAUAUUGCGCAUUUUAGCUUUAUGUGGUGAAAUACAUUGAAUUAUUUCUUUGUAUGGACGUAUAUAUAUAUAUAUAUAUACAUACAUACUUAUUUCAGUAAGAAUAUGUUGUACAGCAGAUAAAAAAAUUGUAUCGAAUAAUUGUCAUAAAUUAGAUAAUAGAUCAAGCAAUUAUUAAUUGAUAGCGUUAUUUCCGCGAAUCACUUUUUGCAACAUUUUUCUCAUCGCGACGAUUAUCUUUAAAUUACAUAGAAUCGUGUACGAAAUUUUUACAAUUCUUCUCUGUUUUGUCUUUAUAGUGAACAAUAGAUUAUUAGGCGACACUAAAUAAUAUAAUUAUUUAACGUAUCUUAAACGCGAAUUAUUAGUAAUACUCGAAAUCUAUAAGCCGUUUUUUAUACGAGUACGAGAGUAGAUCUUUUCUACUAUGAAACGUUGACGCGCGGCGAGUUCGUAAUUCAUAAGCGAUGAACGGGGUUGUGCGUAAGCGGUUUCAUCUGAGAGAAAUUUAUUAACGAAGGGGUAUGUUGACGAAUUUGUUGAUUUUAAAAAGAAUUUUACGUUACGUUGCUCUUGCGGAAACUGACGGUAACCUAAAUAGAUCCGCUUCCGGCCAAUGUCGAGUGUAAAUAUUAUAGAACCGCACUAUAAAAAAAAGUCUUCAUUUAUCAAAAAAACUAAGUACAGAGAAAAAUUAAGGAGAUAAUUGACUUGAUUAAUUGAAACGCGUUAGAUUCUGUUAUAAGAUAAAAAUUAUAUG